AUGGAACACUAUGAAACUGAUACCAGAGAUUUAGCAGGUCUAGCUUGGUCUCCUGAUGACAGAGUGCUAUGUGUGUGGGAAUCAUUGGCUGAAGAUUAUAAAGUUGUGCUCUACUCAGUCGAUGGUAGAUGUCUUGGUUCAUAUUUAGGGUACCAGAUGGCACUGGGUAUCAAGUCAGUCACCUGGUCUCCAACUUCACAGUUUUUAGCUGUAGGGAGCUAUGAUCAGAAGGUUCGUUUGUUGAAUUCCAUCACAUGGAAAACCAUAACAGGUUAUGACCAUCCUUCCAGUGUAACAGAUUUAGACUUGGUGGUAUAUAGAGAAGUGGAGAAGAAAAAAGCACAGUUAAAUCCAAAUGAUGUUCUUGCUGGUAACACAUCUCCAUAUUUCUUGCAGACUAAGUAUGAAGUUUUAGAAGAUCGUCCUGUUUCAAUAGCAUCCAAUCCUUUAGAUCCUAACAAACCAAAUCCCAAGCAUGGGAUAGGGACUCUUUCUUUCAGUUCAGACUCAUGCUUCUUGGCCUCCAUUAAUGACAACAUGCCUACAACAAUUUGGAUUUGGGAUGUAAAGAAUUUAGUCAUGUCUGACAUCCUUAUUCAAGCACACCCUGUGAAAUCUAUAGCUUGGGAUCCAACUCAGACUAGGUUAGCUAUAUGCUGUUCUACCAAUUAUGUGUAUUUUUGGUCUCCAUCUGGAUGUCUUUGUGUGGAAAUACCUAGUGAAGGUCUCUUCAAUGCCAAUUCAGUAAAAUGGCAUUCCAGUGGAGAAAGUUUGCUGUUGAUGAGCAAGGAUAGUAUGUGUGUCUGUUACCUUUCUUCCUGAUGAAAUGUUCUUGCUUGUAUGAGGGUAAAAAGAUCAACAGAAAAUCAGACUAGUUGGUAUCAAGAUAACAUUUUGUUUAUUCAACUAAUAAUGCAAAUCAUUGCAUUUAUAAUGAAGUCAAAGAUAAUUCUAGAUAUUCCAUCACAUGUAAGAAUUGAAAAAGAGAGGUUAGGAUACACUAACCAAAAGUGUUUGCCUCAGAAGAAAAAGGAUUAUUUAUAAUAGGUUUGGAAGAUUUUUUUAAUGAAUGUACUGUGAUUAAAAAUGGGUAAAUAUAAAUAAAUUGUUUGAAA
This is a messenger RNA of Limulus polyphemus (Atlantic horseshoe crab), 1115 nucleotides long. Its product is annotated as WD repeat-containing protein WRAP73-like. The coding region runs from base 1 to 822 and encodes 273 amino acids. The record is from RefSeq and is a predicted model, not a curated record. Lineage: Eukaryota; Metazoa; Arthropoda; Merostomata; Xiphosura; Limulidae. Gene Ontology annotation, molecular function: protein binding. Gene Ontology annotation, cellular component: microtubule organizing center; mitotic spindle; MWP complex. The transcript has 9 exons. Gene Ontology annotation, biological process: mitotic sister chromatid segregation; microtubule anchoring at mitotic spindle pole body; protein localization to mitotic spindle pole body.